UUUUUUACAGUAAUAAACCUUUUAUAAAAUCCAGCUCUGGUAGCGAUUGAACAGAAGGAGAUAGAUUUCAUUCUAUCCGCUUAUCGUUUGUCCCAAUCCGAUCCAGUUCUCCGUUCUCGUCGGAUUCGAUGGCGGCGAGCGAGGUAGAAUGGGAGCGUUGCUGCUGCGCAUCGAUUGCAUCAGGCGAAUUCUAGGGUUUUAGAUUGUGGUGUCGUGGGAUUGAGGUGGAGUGGGUAGGAGGGUGUGGAGAAGAUGAUCUCUGCGGGGCUUAAUCUUGUGAUGACGGUUAUUGGAUUUGCGGUGAGUACGAUGUUCAUCGUAUUCGUAUGCACGAGGCUUAUCUGUGCUAGAAUCCAACUACAGGCGUCGAGGAGGUCAUUCCCUGCGGCUUCCGCUUAUGAUCUAAGCAUCAUGGAGCGUGGGGUUCAUGGGCUUGAGCCUGUUGUGGUGUCAAGUUUUCCUACAAAGUUUGUUGACCAGUUCGCACAUGGACAAGAU
Molecule: messenger RNA, 498 nt
Organism: Phalaenopsis equestris
Lineage: Eukaryota; Viridiplantae; Streptophyta; Magnoliopsida; Asparagales; Orchidaceae
Product: RING-H2 finger protein ATL38-like
Source: RefSeq, a predicted model, not a curated record